UUAAUAGCGCAAAGCUCGGCAAUUUCAACUGAACCACCCCCAACCCAGUCCAACAACGCACAUACACACACACACCGCCACCCAACAUCUCUUCUGUCGGUCCAACCACUCUCUGCCAUCCACGACGACCUACGUGAGAAAAUCAUACACAACUUCAAUAUCCCCCAAUUUAGGGAACAAUUAAAUUCAUAAUGUCUUAUUAUCAAUACGGUCAUCAUCAACCUACGGCACCUACCUCUUCGGUUUCGCACAACCACCAUGGCGGCCGAAAUCGAAGGGCACCGAGAUUAUCAGUCUCACAAAACUCCCAAAAACAGUUUCGAGGUGUAAGGAGUAUGAAGGAACUGAGCGAGUCUGCCUCUGUAUCUGCUUUCCGAUCACAGUUUGAAGCGAGCCGUUCCUUCGACCUCGAAGACGAUAUGGAGUUUUGCCCUAAGUUGUUGACAGAAAUUGAUCUUGUGUCAAUAAGCAGCGCUUCUUCCGACCGAUCUUCACUGUCCAGCAACUCACCUAAUGCUUCUCCUACGCAACACCCCCAACAAGUUGCUUCUCACUUUUCUCUCAACUCAACCUCUCCGGCUUUCAUCCCUCCAACUUUCCAGAGUCAGCAGUCGACCCUAAAGUUGCAUGCUCCCGCCGCCACCCGGGCGCGCAACGCUAUUCCUAUCAUCAACCCUGCGAAUGGCCUAACCAUGUCUAGCCCGCCGCCAUCAGUAUCGCCCGCCCGAAUGCAACACAUCGGUAGACGCUGGUAGAUGACGAGACGUCUCGCUUCCUCUUCGGGCAUCGAGAUGACUCAUCAUCUACACACUCGUUUGCGAUUGUUAUGAACAUCUUCUACUUUCCGUUUAGAAGUCAUUCGCUACAUCAAAUUAGCUGUUCAUCUUGGGCGGGCUCCGGCACGGGCAUGCAGGCAUCGACAAAAUCACAUCUUCACACAGGUCACUUUAGGGCUCGACUGCGGACUCAUCACAAUCAUUUUUACUCCACUUUCUCCCUGUAUAAACAUCCUUAUUCGACAUAUAACUAGUGUUCAUCGUUAAGACUUGUUUUCUCAAAUGCGCAAAUUUAACGAUGGGCGCAGCUGGCAUUGAAGAUAAUCGAUACCUCAUGUUUUCUGUUGGGUUUCAAAAAGGAAAAAUUACUAUGACCACGGUGUUCCGA
Hypoxylon trugodes is the source of this 1164-nucleotide messenger RNA. RefSeq lists its product as uncharacterized. Bases 192 to 755 code for a protein of 187 amino acids. The transcript has 2 exons. NCBI's taxonomy places the organism in Eukaryota, Fungi, Ascomycota, Sordariomycetes, Xylariales, Hypoxylaceae. The record is from RefSeq and is a predicted model, not a curated record.